AGACCGCCCUCGGUGCCAUAUUCAGAGGGCUUGAAGACCAUCUUCAUGUGAAGACUCCCUCUCCUCCAGAACCACAACGUGACCAUCCUUCCAGGAUGAUUUUAUUCAACCGAGUGGGUUAUUUUGUUUCCUUGUUUGCUACCGUCUCCUGUGGGUGUAUGACUCAACUGUAUAAAAAUACCUUCUUCAGAGGUGGGGAUCUAGCUGCCAUCUACACCCCAGAUGCCCAGUACUGUCAGAAGAUGUGCACUUUUCACCCCAGGUGCCUGCUGUUCAGCUUUCUCGCCGUGACUCCACCCAAAGAGACAAAUAAACGGUUUGGUUGCUUCAUGAAAGAGAGCAUUACAGGGACUUUGCCAAGAAUACACCGGACAGGGGCCAUUUCUGGUCAUUCUUUAAAGCAGUGUGGCCAUCAAAUAAGUGCUUGCCACCGAGACAUAUACAAAGGACUUGAUAUGAGAGGGUCCAACUUUAAUAUCUCUAAGACCGACAAUAUUGAAGAAUGCCAGAAACUGUGCACAAAUAAUUUUCACUGCCAAUUUUUCACAUAUGCUACAAGUGCAUUUUACAGACCAGAGUACCGGAAGAAGUGCCUGCUGAAGCACAGUGCAAGCGGAACACCCACCAGCAUAAAGUCAGCGGACAACCUGGUGUCUGGAUUCUCACUGAAGUCCUGUGCGCUUUCGGAGAUAGGUUGCCCCAUGGAUAUUUUCCAGCACUCUGCCUUUGCAGACCUGAAUGUAAGCCAGGUCAUCACCCCCGAUGCCUUUGUGUGUCGCACCAUCUGCACCUUCCAUCCCAACUGCCUUUUCUUCACGUUCUACACGAAUGAAUGGGAGACAGAAUCACAGAGAAAUGUUUGUUUUCUUAAGACGUCUAAAAGUGGAAGACCAAGUCCCCCUAUUCCUCAAGAAAACGCUAUAUCUGGAUAUAGUCUCCUCACCUGCAGAAAAACUCGCCCUGAACCCUGCCAUUCCAAAAUUUACUCUGGAGUUGACUUUGAAGGGGAAGAACUGAAUGUGACCUUCGUGCAAGGAGCAGAUGUCUGCCAAGAGACUUGUACAAAGACAAUCCGCUGCCAGUUUUUUAUUUACUCCUUACUCCCCCAAGACUGCAAGGAGGAGGGGUGUAAAUGUUCCUUAAGGUUAUCCACAGAUGGCUCCCCAACUAGGAUCACCUAUGGCAUGCAGGGGAGCUCCGGUUAUUCUCUGAGAUUGUGUAAACUUGUGGACAGCCCUGACUGUACAACAAAAAUAAAUGCACGUAUUGUGGGAGGAACAAACGCUUCUUUAGGGGAGUGGCCAUGGCAGGUCAGCCUGCAAGUGAAGCUGGUAUCUCAGACCCAUUUGUGUGGAGGGUCCAUCAUUGGUCGCCAAUGGGUACUGACAGCUGCCCAUUGCUUUGAUGGAAUUCCCUAUCCAGAUGUGUGGCGUAUAUAUGGCGGAAUUCUUAGUCUGUCCGAGAUUACGAAAGAAACGCCUUCCUCGAGAAUAAAGGAGCUUAUUAUUCAUCAGGAAUACAAAGUCUCAGAAGGCAAUUAUGAUAUUGCCUUAAUAAAGCUUCAGACGCCCCUGAAUUAUACUGAAUUCCAAAAACCAAUAUGCCUGCCUUCCAAAGCUGACACAAAUACAAUUUAUACCAACUGUUGGGUGACUGGAUGGGGCUACACGAAGGAACAAGGUGAAACGCAAAAUAUUCUACAAAAGGCUACUAUUCCUUUGGUACCAAAUGAAGAAUGCCAGAAAAAAUACAGAGAUUAUGUUAUAAACAAGCAGAUGAUCUGUGCUGGCUACAAAGAAGGCGGAACAGACGCUUGUAAGGGAGAUUCCGGUGGCCCCUUAGUCUGUAAACACAGUGGACGGUGGCAGUUGGUGGGUAUCACCAGCUGGGGUGAAGGCUGCGCCCGCAAGGACCAACCAGGAGUCUACACCAAAGUUUCUGAGUACAUGGACUGGAUAUUGGAGAAGACACAGAGCAGUGAUGUAAGAGCUCUGGAGACAUCUUCAGCCUGAGGAGGCUGGGUACCAAGGAGGAAGAACCCAGCUGGCUUUACCACCUGCCCUCAAGGCAAACUAGAGCUCCAGGAUUCUCGGCUGUAAAAUGUUGAUAAUGGUGUCUACCUCACAUCCGUAUCAUUGGAUUGAAAAUUCAAGUGUAGAUAUAGUUGCUGAAGACAGCGUUUUGCUCAAGUGUGUUUCCUGCCUUGAGUCACAGGAGCUCCAAUGGGAGCAUUACAAAGAUCACCAAGCUUGUUAGGAAAGAGAAUGAUCAAAGGGUUUUAUUAGGUAAUGAAAUGUCUAGAUGUGAUGCAAUUGAAAAAAAGACCCCAGAUUCUAGCACAGUCCUUGGGACCAUUCUCAUGUAACUGUUGACUCUGGACCUCAGCAGAUCUCAGAGUUACCUGUCCACUUCUGACAUUUGUUUAUUAGAGCCUGAUGCUAUUCUUUCAAGUGGAGCAAAAAAAAAAAAAAAAAAAAAAAAAAAAAAAAAAAAAAAAAAAAAAAAAACUGAGAAAGAGGUAGAAAUCUUUGUAACAUUUCAUUUAGAAUAAAAAGAGUCUCUACUUGAACCUGAUGGGACAUCUAAACCACCUUUCUGGCCAUUGCUGCAGAGUUCUGCAUGGUCAUGACUGCAUGAGGUUUCCUACCCCUGGAGCAGAGCCAUCUGGGCAUGAGGGUUGCUUGUAUAAACUUCAUGUUCCUCCCUCAGGAAAUAACCUCUCUGCCUAGGUUAUUGAGGAAUAUCCUCUCUGCCAGGACAGCCCUUAAGACUGUGGGAAAGAACUCUUAAAACAUAAGUUCAAGAAUAUAUAAUUUCUCAGCUAUGUAAAAUAUAAGGAUACAAUAUGAAUUGUAUAAGGAGAUUCGAUUCGUGGACCUAAAAGAACAAAGGCAGCUGCACUAUGAGCCAGCUUGUCAGAAAGAUACUACUGAAGGAGAUAAAGAGAUAAAGAGAUUUAGGGAGUGGUGAUAACAGGGCAAGAUCCCAGCCAGCUAAGUUUAUUAUUUGUGCUUACAUAGGCAGGCAGAGUCCUGAGUUCAAGAUCAGCCUGGGACAGAGCUAGUUUAGACCCAGGGUUGGUGGGAAUCCCACCCAGCUAGCUUGUUGUCUAUGCUAAGAAAGACAGGCAGAUCUCUGAAUUCAUUUGGCAUGUUUUUUUUUUUUAAAAAAAGUACCUGAUGUCUUUUCUUAAGAAUCAAGAGGCUAGAGUCAUGGAAUGCUGACUCAUGGGUUAAACAAAAGGGAAUCUAGAGUAAGUGACUGAGUUGAUAUGUAAAUAAAAGACUGGGCUUUAGUCUGCAAGAGCUGAGCUACCUGGAUGAGCUGUCUGGAGAUCUCUGUAGAGCAGAAUACUAGUCUCUAAUUUUUUUAGAUUUUUUUUUUUUCUAGUAGCUACUCAGAGAGAACUGCUUAGAGAAUGAAAUGAACAUUGCUAUUUUAGUUGUGUUGUUUUGUUUUUUUUUUUUUCUAGAAAAUCCAAAAAUAUUUUAUAGAAGCUUCUCUGACUCUAGUCAGAAAACCCAUGAGCUAGCCAGAGAGCUUUUGGAUUUUUUUUUCCUAGCAAGAGAAAGCUGUCUCAAGAAGAGACAGCUGUCUCAAGCAAAAGAGCUGCCUUGAGCAGAAAGCUAUCUCUAUCAGACUGCAUAGCCAAGAGCUAUCUGCAGAAAGCUGUCCAGCUGUCUAGACUACAAGGCUGUCAGCUUGCAACCCAUCAUAUGACUUUGAGUUGUUUCUUUCACCGCUCCCAGACACCCCUUCUCGCAGGAACCUCCCUCCAAGCCAAGGCUGGUCCUGGGCACCUUGCCACAUGGUCUUGGCUACAGAUGUGUGCAAGACCUGUAAGGCUAUAUUUUUCUUCUUGUGUGCAGCUCCUGCAAUAGGCCUAUCACACAGUACUCACACAGGGCAAGGGAUCUGAUGAGAACCUCCUGGGGAACCCUCGGGGUUCAGCUGAUGCUGUAUUCUGCAAUAGUAAUUCAUGUAAUGUCAUUGGGUGUAAAGUGUUGUAUAAAAUUCAAGCUUCCAAUUGAGUUGAAAGUGAAAAGCAAUCUUGGAAUGGAUGACAUUAAUCCUCAUGCAAGACAAAUUUCCAGCUUCCCAUUGAUUCAUAAAGUGGGUCAUCUGUGCUUAACUCCAUUUAGUUAACCUGGUUAAUAUUUAGACAGAAUUAGCCAUUUACGAACUACUGUGCAAGUUAAACAGACAAAUAGAAAAGUGAAAUUUCCUAAAGAAGAUUAAACUUUUCCUUGCAUAUAUAAAGGCUUGUUGAGUAGUGCAGAGGGUUAAAUAUGGAAGAUCCUGUGGGUUAUCUACAGAGUUCACCAUGGGAAGUGUAAGAGGUGGAAGCAAAUGGCUUUGGAAAAAUCUUCCAAGCACACAACUUCAACUUUUAAUUUUGUACACCAUUUCAUCUUAAUCUGUGUGGCAGUUGUUUUAUAUUUAAAAAGAAAGAAGUGGUUCUCAAUGAAAAUCUUGUAUCUCAAGGUUUCAUAUUAAUAACCCUAACAGGUAUUUACACAAGGUGUCACAGUACUUACUGGGUAAACUUUGGGCUUUGGUUUCUCAAGGAAUGGCCUCAUUUGAGCAAAACAGAGUUUUGAAAUGAGGGAUUUCCCUAUGGCGUAAAGUACCAUGAUCACGUUGCCAGCUGGAGUCCAGCUGGGCUGGAAUGCUCUGCUUUUCAUUGUGUGUUCCUGCACAAAGUAGCCCGUCUUCCACUCGAAGCCUUAAGAGGCUGAGAAAAUGAGAGGGCCGGAUAACAUCACUUUUACAAGACAAAGUGGAGGCAGGAGGCCCUAGAUCUUUGGCAGGUCCAUCCAAGAAAGGGAGUGUCACCUCUGGAAUGGAACAAUGCCGGCACUGUUCUUCCUGGGCCGCACGUGGAGAGCACACAGCACACCACUAACACUUCUAGAGCUCAACGGGAAGCUCAAAGGGCUGUCUGAUCUCUAUCUAUUUUUUUUCUUGUAGUUCUUGCUUAUGGCUACCAGCCCUACAAACUGUCAACAACUCUGAAGGAUGCUCUUGCAUCUCUGCCUCUCUCUUUCAUCAGUACUUCAUGUGAAUAGGAAUGUGGCAAAUAGGAGAGAUUUGGGUUUGCUGUUAUUAUUUUUGUUGCUGUGUAUGCGUAAUUGCCUGCCAUGUGGGUGCUGGUGCCUGACACCAAUGGAUUAAAAUGUAACUUCUGAACAACUACCUUCUAACAAAAUAAAAUAGAGUAGUCAA
This is a messenger RNA of Mus musculus (house mouse), 5226 nucleotides long. RefSeq names its product kallikrein B, plasma 1 (gene Klkb1). Gene Ontology annotation, cellular component: extracellular region. Gene Ontology annotation, molecular function: serine-type endopeptidase activity. Bases 96 to 2012 code for a protein of 638 amino acids. Lineage: Eukaryota; Metazoa; Chordata; Mammalia; Rodentia; Muridae. The transcript is spliced from 15 exons. Gene Ontology annotation, biological process: plasminogen activation; positive regulation of fibrinolysis; proteolysis. The record is from RefSeq and is marked reviewed.